Messenger RNA from Penicillium griseofulvum, 2097 nucleotides. RefSeq lists its product as uncharacterized. The transcript has a single exon. NCBI's taxonomy places the organism in Eukaryota, Fungi, Ascomycota, Eurotiomycetes, Eurotiales, Aspergillaceae. The record is from RefSeq and is a predicted model, not a curated record. The coding region runs from base 1 to 2097 and encodes 698 amino acids.
AUGGCUCCUGAUACAGUGGAUUAUGUCCCUUUAGAAGCCCUCAACGCACACCCGAACAAUGAGGCUGAAGAGGAACAGCCCCGCAAGCGAAGCAAUAUCUGGCAUAGAAUCGAUACUACCAGUGUUCUGACUAUAUUCCUCGGUUUUCCGCUCCUUCUGCUUGCAGUGGCAGUUUUGGCCCUAUUCUGGCAUGAAUCAAUGAAAGCUAUCAACGGGGGAGAGCCCAAUGUUUACUGGCUGCGCAUCGUCAAUGCAGGCUGGGCAGCGCAACUAGUGACAGUAUGCACCGCCUCUAUUCGAGCGGUGGUGGCUUUUCAGGCCGGUCUUGCCACGGCUAUGGUCGCAGCAAUUGCUUUGGAGACUGCAGGCACCCCUCUCCUACAGGGUCCAUUGUACUCCAUGCUCCGGGCAGUCAAGGUAGCCCCUAGCAACUUUUGGACUGCGACCAACUUCCAGCCUCACCUCUCGCGCUUCAUUUAUGCGCUGGUGCUCACCGAGGUCCUGGUGACAGGAGCGUCCCAGUUUCUGUCCACCAUCUUCCUGGCUGAUUUUGGCGAUGGAACCUUCUCCCAGCGCAGCAACUCGACCAAUGUCAGUAUCCUACAUACCACAGAUAUCUCUGACAUUGCAUGGUCGAUGCCUUUUGCGGCCAGCUGGACAUUCGCCGAGCUGGAGGAGUCUUUUGAUGAUCGAUCGGGGUUCCAUGAUACCGGGCACACUUUUCGAGCUUUCCUUCCUUUCGAGGAGGAGGCAGAACGAACCAAACUACGCCGCCUCCACGGUCCAGUGCCGGUCAUGGAUCAUCGGGUCGUCUGCUCAAGUCCGCCCUUGAGUAACUUGAGUCUAGAUUCGAUCGUGCAGAACUAUAUGCGCCUGUCCGGACAGAUUCCCACAGAGGAAUUGGCCUAUCCAUUGUUACUCGACUCAUAUCCUCACCCAUAUAUCAACUUCACCUGCAGACUACCCAGCCCAGUAGAAAAAAAAACCAAGACGCAAGGCGAGACUAGCUUGUGCGUCCCCAAAAUAUCCACAAACUGGACGGUCCUCAACGAAGACCCCCUGAUCCAGCCCUACGGCUUUCCCGAGUCCUCGGCCUUGUUCCUAGUCCUUGACAUCAUUUCAGACGCUGCAAUGCUGGACACACUAAGCCACAUUCGAACCUUGCAGACAAUCCGAACCGAGGACCCUUGGGCAAUAAUCUCUAAUGGAUCACCAAACGUCGAAGCCUUCCGCAUCUCCGCCUGCCUCACAAAUUUCGCUGUGAAAACCGUCACUGUCGGAAUGAACAGCACAUUCGACAAUCUCGAGCCCAAGACUACCUGGGAUCACCACGUUGGAAGCUACAACACCGCACCUUCUCGCCUCCAACUAGGUGUAUCAUCCCUGGACAACAAGAUCUCCAACAAUCACCGAGGCAUCCUCACGUUAGACCCCCGAUCCAAAUGGGAAGACUUCCACAUUCCACCAAAUACUCCAGGAGCUCCUGGUAAAGCACUCGGAGCCGAGCCCAACUUCUUUUCAUCCAUCUCCGUCAGCUUCCCCAACUCUGUCGGCUCGAGCUUCAACUUCGACCCCAGCGUCAUCCUCUCUCGUAAAAUCAUUGUCACCAGCUUCGGCAACGCCCAUAUGACUCAUGUAGAUCUGUUCCAGGACACCCUGAUUACGACGAAUAGUCCGGCGUUAGCCCUGCAGGCCGUACUCACCCGUAUCUAUCAGAUGGCAUACUACCAGCAACUGAUCAAGUUGGAUCGUCCAGUCGUGGCCACGACGGCGUUCUCGCUCACCGCGACAAUUCCGGUGCGAUGGACAUUCUUCGUGCUGGGGAUGGCGCUUAUUGUGAUUCACUCGGUUAUCAUGAUGGUAGUCGUCGUUAUGUUUGUGAUAUCGACCGAGAUCUCAUUCAUUGGGAGUUACUGGCAGACGGUGGCGCAGGUUGUUUCGAAAGAGACGCAGCCGAUUCUGGAGGUGGCGGAUCAGAUGGAUGAUGACGAUGUGAGGAAGUGGGCGAAGAGGGAGAAGGUGGAAUCAUUAAGGAGUCGUUUGGCCUUGCGGGGGAGUGAUGGACGGGUUACUUUGGGACUUGUAGAGAAUGACUAG